AUGGUCUCCUCCACUAUCAGCUUCUCCGGCCUCAUGUGCCUCGUCCUGGCUCUGGCCCCAUCUACCGUCCUCUCUGCUCCUCAGAUCCCGGGCCUCCCAGUUCCUGAUUUGUUCAACCACCCCGCUGCUCCCACCGACAAAGGUCCCGGCAACAGCGACUCCGAAGCCGGCAGCGGUGUCCACGUUGCCAUCCCCGGCGGACCCUACGUGAACGCCGGUGUCGGCUACAAGGAUAGCCACCGCGGCCCCUGCGGCCCAGGCUCAGGCGAUGACCACCACGCCGGAGCAGGCGUCGACGUCGGUAUCCCCGGCGGUCCCUCCGUUAAGGUCGGCAACGGCGAGCACAGCCACCACGACGGUUACCCCUGCCCCGAGCCUCCUGCUCCCGCCCCGGUCGUCCCUGUCAUGGCUCCCGCUCCUGCUCCCACUGCUCCAACCUACCUCCCUCCCACCUUCACCACACCAAUCUUCAUCCCAACCACCACCCCCGCAGCUGUCUGGUCUCCCGCUGUUCCCGUCGUUCAGCACUCCACCCCACUGAUCCCCCGCCCUGCCCCAUCUGCUUCUCCCGCGCCUUCCGUUAUGCCCAUCUUCAACGGUGCCUCCUCCAUGGCACCGGGAUCUUCCAUCUUGGCAGUGGCUCUUCCUCUCGUCCUGGCUUUCUUCUACUAG
Penicillium canescens is the source of this 672-nucleotide messenger RNA. RefSeq names its product putative cell wall protein. Lineage: Eukaryota; Fungi; Ascomycota; Eurotiomycetes; Eurotiales; Aspergillaceae. The record is from RefSeq and is a predicted model, not a curated record. The transcript has a single exon. The coding region runs from base 1 to 672 and encodes 223 amino acids.